CAGGGGACAGCCGCCCAGCUGCCCCCACCUCCCAGCGCGGCGACCGCACAGCGCACACAGCCCCGGGCUGGGCACCCGCGCCCGCUCGCGGCUCCAGGCGGGGUGGGCGGCGCCGCGCCAGGGGGUCCCUGGCGCCCAUUACUCCCGCCACCCGGCUGCGCUGACCGGCGCUAGUGCGCGGGUGGGGGCGGCGCGCCGCGGUGGCCCGGCGUCCCGUGUGCGUCCCGUGUGCGCCCCGCGGGGGCGCGGCCAGCGCCGGAGUAGACACCUGUCCCGCCCGCCGCUGCCAGCAGCCUCGGAGGAAGCCAGGGCAAAGAGGGCCGGCGAAGACCAGGUCCGCGCCGGAGGAAGCCGCGCCCGGCCGAGGCCCCGGACCCUGCGCCCCGAGCUCCACGGCACCAUGGCCCCGAAGCUGCUGCUCCUCCUCUGCCUGUUCUCGGGCUUGCACGCGCGGUCCAGAAAGGUGGAAGAGGAUGAAUAUGAAGAUUCAUCAUCAAACCAAAAGUGGGUCUUGGCUCCAAAAUCCCAAGACACCGACGUGACUCUUAUUCUCAACAAGUUGCUAAGAGAAUAUGAUAAAAAGCUGAGGCCGGAUAUUGGAAUAAAACCGACCGUAAUUGACGUUGACAUUUAUGUUAACAGCAUUGGUCCCGUGUCAUCAAUAAACAUGGAAUACCAAAUUGACAUAUUUUUUGCUCAGACCUGGACAGAUAGUCGCCUUCGAUUCAACAGCACAAUGAAAAUUCUUACUCUGAACAGCAACAUGGUGGGGUUAAUCUGGAUCCCAGACACCAUCUUUCGCAAUUCUAAAACCGCAGAGGCUCACUGGAUCACCACACCCAAUCAGCUCCUCCGGAUUUGGAAUGACGGGAAAAUCCUUUACACUUUGAGGCUCACCAUCAAUGCCGAGUGCCAGCUGCAGCUGCACAACUUCCCCAUGGACGAGCACUCCUGCCCGCUGAUUUUCUCCAGCUAUGGCUAUCCCAAAGAAGAAAUGAUUUAUAGAUGGAGAAAAAAUUCAGUGGAGGCAGCUGACCAGAAAUCAUGGCGGCUUUAUCAGUUUGACUUCAUGGGCCUCAGAAACACCACAGAAAUCGUGACAACGUCUGCAGGUGAUUAUGUUGUCAUGACUAUAUAUUUUGAAUUGAGUAGAAGAAUGGGAUACUUCACCAUUCAGACAUACAUUCCCUGUAUACUGACUGUGGUUUUAUCCUGGGUGUCAUUUUGGAUCAAAAAAGAUGCUACACCAGCAAGAACGGCAUUAGGCAUCACCACGGUGCUGACCAUGACCACCCUGAGCACCAUCGCCAGGAAGUCCUUGCCACGCGUGUCCUACGUGACCGCCAUGGACCUCUUUGUGACCGUGUGCUUCCUGUUUGUCUUCGCCGCGCUGAUGGAGUAUGCCACCCUCAACUACUAUUCCAGCUGUAGAAAACCAACCACCACGAAGAAGACAACAUCGUUACUACAUCCAGAUUCCUCAAGAUGGAUUCCUGAGCGAAUAAGCCUGCAAGCCCCUUCUGUAUGUAUAGCAUUGCAGAACUAUUCCCUCCUGGACAUGAGGCCACCACCACCUGCGAUGAUCACUUUAAACAAUUCCGUUUACUGGCAGGAAUUUGAAGAUACCUGUGUCUAUGAGUGUCUGGAUGGCAAAGACUGUCAGAGCUUCUUCUGCUGCUAUGAAGAAUGUAAAUCAGGAUCCUGGAGAAAAGGGCGUAUUCACAUAGACAUCUUGGAGCUGGACUCUUACUCCCGAGUCUUUUUCCCCACAUCCUUCCUGCUCUUUAACCUGGUAUACUGGGUUGGAUAUCUGUAUCUCUAAGUGUUGCUCAGAGUGAAGAGUGAAGAGCAUUUGGUACACACUCGACCUUCCGUCGCCCCCAGACCAGUAGUGACCAAUUGGGAGUAGCAAGGAUGGACACUGCUCAGUGUAUCUUGUUAUAAAUGACCUUUCAGCAACACAGGAAGUACCCGGCAAAGGUUUCUAUUAUGUAUUUUACACACACACAUACAUACACACAUACAUACACACACACACGCUAAUUGAGUUUUAAAGUAAUAUUCUUGCUAAUCCCUACUGAAUUGUAGCUUUGUGUUGUUUCUGAAUGGUUUUUGGAUAUGGGAAGCAGCUGCUGAUUACCCUUGCAAAGAAAUCUGUAAAACGUGCAAGUGAAUGUCUGAGAUGCUCUCUCAGGCCUCUAGUCCUUCUGUAUCUUUCCUUCGCAGCCCUGGGUGUAGUAGCGCUCAGGAGUGUUGAAUCACCCCUGGCCGAGACCACUCCUGCUGGCUCAGCCUGGGCACUCUGUGCUCCAGUGUGAACAGCAGUGGGUUCCAACCCCAGUCUCCUUUCUCUGUGGCCUCUCUGGCUCCAGCACCAUCGUCGUUAGCUGGCACCCCUUUACCUAAUAACCUCGUUCUAGGCCUGGGGAGAGUACAACUCGCAUUGUCUACGGUUUCCAUUGGAGGAGAAAAUAAGAUUUUCAAAAUGCUCGUGUUGUUGGGGUCAAAGAUGAUUAUCUCUGAACAUCAGAAGGUUAUUACUUUAUUCCAACUUACUGAGAGUCAACAAUAUUUGAACUUUGGGUUCUUGGACUAGUUCAACAACAUUUCACCUUAAGAGCUGUUUUUUACUAGGCCAAGGCUCAACCCCAGAGUAUGUGUCCAGCUUAUGUUAUAUUAUUAUGGGUUCAGUAGUUGUCUUCAUUUUGCAAAGAAAGGUAUACAGUGAACACAACCUGUUAUCUUGAAGACAUACACCAGAGUGUGAAAGACAUGUAGAUAAAAUUUUAUUUUUAUUUUUAUUUUAUUUUUUUUUGAGACAGAGUCACA
Messenger RNA from Pongo pygmaeus (Bornean orangutan), 2829 nucleotides. It is a transcript of the gene GABRG3, whose product is annotated as gamma-aminobutyric acid type A receptor subunit gamma3. The coding region runs from base 401 to 1822 and encodes 473 amino acids. Gene Ontology annotation, biological process: monoatomic ion transmembrane transport; chloride transport; gamma-aminobutyric acid signaling pathway. Gene Ontology annotation, molecular function: GABA-A receptor activity; extracellular ligand-gated monoatomic ion channel activity. Lineage: Eukaryota; Metazoa; Chordata; Mammalia; Primates; Hominidae. The record is from RefSeq and is a predicted model, not a curated record. The transcript has 10 exons. Gene Ontology annotation, cellular component: membrane.